AUGAUCUUGUGGGGCAAGUGUCCAUAUUGCAACUCUUCGGGGGCACCGGGGGAAAAGAAGGUGGGGGGAUCGGGAUAUGAAGUCCAAGAAAGUGAAAGUCGGGGGGUCUUUCGCUCAUCCCAUUCCCCCUUCCCAUUUUCCCAUCAUACAUUCAGGUUUCCCGUGAGAGAAGAAAAGAUUGACAUUGUGCAGCGGUCACUGACAUCAGUUCCAUCUGGAUAUACACACUUUCUUCUCUCUCUCUUUACACACACCAGCACGACCACAAUGGGAUCCAUCGUCCAAGCACCCGCCCUCACCACCCAGGCCAUGCCCUUCAAAGUUCUCGUCGUGGGCGGCUCCUACGGCGGGCUUUCCGCCGCCCUCAACCUCCAAGAUCUCUGCAGUGGUCUCGCACCACGAUGCGGCCCCAAGCCAGUCGAGGGCGCGCCAGUGAUCGAGACACCACAGUUCAACGUUGACAUCACCAUUGUAGACGAACGUGAUGGCUUCUACCACCUCAUCGGCUCCCCCCUCGCCCUGGCCGACGAAGACUACGCGGCCAAGUCCUGGGUAAGAUACGAAGACGUCCCCGCCGUCUCCCAAUCCCAAAACAUCCGCGUCAUCCACGGCUCUGUCAAGUCAGUUGAUCAAACCUCCAAGACGGCCACUUACCUCCCCCACGGCCUGGUGUCCUCCCCAGAAAACACAAGCACCCUUUCAUAUGACUUUUUGGUCGCCGCCGCCGGCCUCCGCCGCGUCUGGCCUGUGGUUCCGCAGUCUCUCCGCAGGAAACAGUUUCUCUUUGAGGCCGGCGACCAUAUCCGUGCUGCCACUACUGCCCGCCACGGCGUGGUGGUUGUGGGCGGUGGUGCGGUCGGUAUCGAGAUGGCUGCUGAGCUGAAGCUUGUCCAGCCUCAGUUGAAGGUCACGCUUGUGCACUCGAGGGAUAAGCUUCUCAGUUCGGAGCCGCUGCCGGAUGAGGUCAAGGAUAAGAGUUUGGAGCUGUUGCUUGAGGCGGGGGUUGGCGUGAGGAUGAGCACUAGGUUGGAUAAGACGGAGGAGGUGGUGGACGAGCAGGGGAAGAAGGCGGUCAGGGUGUGGUUUACCGAUGGGGAGAGCAUCCUCGCCGAUCAGGUCAGCUUGGCGGUGUCCCGGUCUGUGCCGUCGACGGAGUUUUUGGGGCUGAAGGAGACUGGUGUGUUGGAUGAGGAGGGGUAUGUGAAGAUCCAGAGUAGCUUGGCUUUCCCGGCUGAGACGCCAAACUGGAGUGAUCACUUUGCUAUUGGGGAUUUGGUAAAGUGGUCGGGGAUUAAGAGGUGCGGCGGGGCUAUGCAUAUGGGUUUUUUCGCUGGGAAUAAUAUUCAUCAGAGGAUGAUUGAGAUUGCUUCUGGAAAGGAGCCUGUCUUCCUUAAGCUGGAUGAGAUCCCGCCCAUGAUUGGGUUGGCGGUGGGGAAGAAGGCGGUUUCGUACUGGCCUGCGACUGGUGUGUCGGCCGGUGAGGAUGUCUCGCAGGCCUUCUUUGGGGAUGAUCUUGGGUUUACGAUCUGCUGGAAUCACUUGGGGCUUGGAAACAGCCAAAAGUUGUGAGGGUGUUUUGAGAUGCAUAGCGAGAUUUUGGGUUCACAAAAAGGGACGUUUCUUUUCUUUUGGUUACAACAAAACUUGUCGUGAUUGAAGUUUUUAGGCCACAGGUACGAGAAAUGUUGAAGAAUAUUGGAAUGACCAAC
This is a messenger RNA of Podospora pseudocomata, 1709 nucleotides long. RefSeq lists its product as uncharacterized. The record is from RefSeq and is a predicted model, not a curated record. Gene Ontology annotation, molecular function: electron-transferring-flavoprotein dehydrogenase activity; flavin adenine dinucleotide binding. The transcript is spliced from 5 exons. Gene Ontology annotation, cellular component: cytoplasm. The coding region runs from base 1 to 1569 and encodes 522 amino acids. Lineage: Eukaryota; Fungi; Ascomycota; Sordariomycetes; Sordariales; Podosporaceae.